Molecule: messenger RNA, 2504 nt
Organism: Manihot esculenta (cassava)
Lineage: Eukaryota; Viridiplantae; Streptophyta; Magnoliopsida; Malpighiales; Euphorbiaceae
Product: ABC transporter E family member 2
Exons: 12
Coding region: 428-2245 (605 amino acids)
Biological process (GO): translational initiation; translational termination; ribosomal subunit export from nucleus
Molecular function (GO): ATP hydrolysis activity; iron ion binding; ribosomal small subunit binding
Source: RefSeq, a predicted model, not a curated record
CUAUUCGGUGAAGGUAGGCACUUCUUAAUUAUUUUUUUAUCUUUAUGCUACACCGUCUAUGCGAAUUAAAGUUUAGAUCCCCUGCUUUAGAAUUGUCGUUGUCGUUUAAUAAAAAACAGGUUCUCUCUUCUAUUUCACGGUUCCUCCUACAAACCCUAAGCCCUUUAGUUGCCGCUGCCGCACAGCUCCGCUUUGAUUCCCCCAACGCAAUUGUCGUUCACCUUUGCCGCUCUAGGCAACUGUCGCGGUAGCUGUCGUUCACCAUUUCGGGCCAUCGCCUGCCCGUUGAUAUUGAACUCGAGGAGGCAAGUUGCCCGAAAUAGCUCUCUACCCCUCUGCCUAACUGCCUUAUCCGCGUCUCCGUUGCUGUUGUGUGGUUGAGUGGUUGUGUACGUGAAUACAUUCGGCAGGUUAAAGAAAGAAGGGGAUGGCGGACAGGUUGACGCGUAUAGCAAUUGUGAGCUCAGACAGAUGCAAGCCCAAGAAGUGCCGUCAAGAAUGCAAAAAGAGUUGCCCUGUCGUCAAAACUGGGAAAUUAUGUAUUGAGGUUACUCCUGCAUCUAAGAUAGCUUUUAUCUCUGAGGAGUUGUGCAUUGGGUGUGGUAUUUGUGUUAAGAAAUGCCCAUUUGAAGCAAUUCAGAUCAUCAACUUGCCAAAGGAUUUGGAUAAAGAUACAACGCACCGUUAUGGGCCUAACACCUUUAAAUUGCACAGGUUACCAGUCCCUAGGCCUGGGCAAGUUCUUGGAUUAGUUGGAACAAAUGGCAUUGGAAAGUCCACUGCCCUCAAAGUUUUGGCUGGAAAACUGAAACCAAAUUUGGGUCGCUUCAAUAAUCCUCCAGAUUGGCAGGAAAUCUUGACCUAUUUUCGAGGAUCUGAAUUGCAGAACUACUUUACCCGUAUCCUGGAAGAUAAUUUGAAGGCCAUCAUAAAGCCUCAGUAUGUUGACCAUAUUCCAAAAGCAGUCCAAGGCAAUGUAGGGCAGGUGCUUGACCAAAAAGAUGAGAGAGAGAUGAAAGCAGAACUUUGUCAUGAUCUUGAGCUGAACCAGGUUAUAGAUCGUAAUGUGGGGGAUCUGUCUGGUGGGGAGCUCCAGCGUUUUGCUAUUGCUGUUGUUGCAAUACAGAAUGCAGAGAUAUAUAUGUUUGACGAACCUUCGAGUUAUCUUGACGUCAAACAGAGGCUUAAAGCUGCCCAAGUUAUCAGAUCUUUGCUCAGGCCUAAUAGCUAUGUUAUUGUGGUGGAGCAUGACCUUAGUGUCCUCGAUUAUUUAUCAGACUUUAUUUGCUGCUUAUAUGGGAAACCUGGUGCAUAUGGAGUUGUAACUCUUCCCUUCUCUGUUAGAGAAGGAAUUAAUAUAUUCUUGGCUGGAUUUGUUCCUACAGAAAAUCUUCGAUUCCGGGAUGAGUCAUUAACCUUCAAGGUUGCUGAGACUCCACAAGAGAGUGCUGAGGAGAUAGAAACAUAUGCACGUUACAAAUAUCCAACCAUGACUAAAACUCAGGGCAACUUCAGGCUUCGUGUGAUUGAGGGUGAAUUUACAGAUUCUCAGAUAAUUGUUAUGCUGGGCGAGAAUGGGACGGGGAAGACAACAUUUAUUCGUAUGCUGGCUGGCCUAUUGAAACCUGAUACUGUAGAAGAUUCUGAUGUGGAGAUACCUGAGUUUAAUGUUUCUUACAAGCCCCAGAAGAUCAGUCCUAAGUUCCAAUCUACUGUUAGACACUUGCUACAUCAAAAAAUUCGUGAUUCUUAUACACAUCCUCAGUUUGUGUCAGAUGUCAUGAAACCACUGCUUAUAGAACAACUAAUGGAUCAAGAAGUAGUGAAUCUAUCUGGUGGAGAGUUGCAAAGAGUUGCUUUAUGCCUCUGUCUUGGGAAGCCUGCAGACAUUUAUCUGAUAGAUGAACCAAGUGCUUAUCUAGAUUCUGAGCAGCGUAUUGUUGCUUCAAAAGUCAUAAAGAGGUUUAUCCUUCACGCGAAGAAAACUGCAUUCGUGGUAGAGCAUGAUUUUAUAAUGGCAACUUACCUGGCUGAUAGAGUUAUUGUAUAUGAGGGAAGGCCAUCUAUAGAUUGUACAGCAAAUUCGCCUCAGUCCUUGUUGACUGGAAUGAAUCUCUUCUUAUCACAUCUAGAUAUCACUUUUAGGCGGGACCCAACCAAUUAUCGACCAAGAAUCAACAAGUUAGACUCUACCAAGGAUAGAGAGCAGAAGUCUGCUGGGUCAUAUUAUUACCUGGAUGAUUGAUGUAAUUAUUGGCAGUUUUACAUAGUUUUGACUCUGGCCAAAAUGCACGCCCUCUCAGGUAGUAUCCUGAGAUAUGCUUACGUUUUUGCUAACCAGAGACGUUGGCAAAGGUUUUCAUUUGAUUUGCUGUUUUUAGAUAUGCAGAAUUUGAUGGCAUCAUUCUGAUUAGUUUUGCAUCUAGGCCGAGUUGUUCUAAUAGUUGACAAAUGAAUGGAUGUCUUCCGGCUGUUGAAGAAAUAAACGUCUAUUUAUUUUGCCA